Messenger RNA from Neofelis nebulosa (Clouded leopard), 3907 nucleotides. It is a transcript of the gene IGF2, whose product is annotated as insulin like growth factor 2. The record is from RefSeq and is a predicted model, not a curated record. Gene Ontology annotation, molecular function: hormone activity; growth factor activity. Gene Ontology annotation, cellular component: extracellular region. NCBI's taxonomy places the organism in Eukaryota, Metazoa, Chordata, Mammalia, Carnivora, Felidae.
GAGAUGGUUUCCCCAGACCCCCAAAUUAUCGUGGUGGCCCCCGGGGCCGAACCCGAGUCUACGCAAGUCCAACGCAGUGAGGACGGGGGAACCAUUCUCCGGAUAUUUUGGGUGGGCCCCAAAGGCGAGCUGCUUAGACGAACCCCGGUGAGCUCGGUCAUGCAGAUGCCGAUGGGGGUCCCAAUGGGGAAGUCGAUGCUGGUGUUGCUCACCUUCUUGGCCUUGGCCUCGUGCUGCUUUGCUGCUUACCGCCCCAGUGAGACCCUGUGCGGCGGGGAGCUGGUGGACACCCUCCAGUUUGUCUGUGGGGACCGCGGCUUUUACUUCAGCAGGCCGGCGAGCCGCGUGAACCGCCGCAGCAGCCGUGGCAUCGUGGAAGAGUGUUGCUUCCGCAGCUGUGACCUGGCCCUUCUGGAGACCUACUGCGCCGCCCCCGCCAAGUCCGAGAGGGACGUGUCGACCCCUCCGACCGUGCUUCCGGACAACUUCCCCAGAUACCCCGUGGGCAAGUUCUUCCAAUAUGACAGCUGGAAGCAAUCGGCCCAGCGCCUGCGCAGGGGCCUGCCUGCUCUCCUGCGCGCCCGCCGGGGUCGCAUGCUCGCCAAGGAGCUCGAGGCGUUCAGAGAGGCCAAGCGUCACCGUCCCCUGAUCGCCCUGCCCACCCACGACCCCGCCGCCCACGGGGGCGCCUCUCCGGAGGCGUCCGCCAAUCGGAAGUGAGCCAAACUGUCGUAAUUCUGCAGAAUGGCACCGUCCACCUGGUGCCCUCCUCCUGACCGGGGGCCGUGUUCCAUCGGGUCCCGCCUCCGACAUCUCCCGGUACCAUUUUCCCUCCGCGGGCUCCCCCACCCCCAGCCCCCUGUGCCCCAACCUCCCCAUGUCAGGCUCUUCUCUCCUUGGCCUUCUCCAUCCGGCCAAGGGGAAUGGUAGUAACACCUCCGAAACUAUACAAACUCAAUUGGCGUUAAGCAUCCCCCCAAAUCACCCCCAAAUCACACGACAAAAUACUAAACUAUGAACCCCUGAAUGACACACACGCAUGCACAUCAGUCCCCUUAAAACUAAUUGGCUUUUUAGAAACACCAGAACAGUAAUUUGGCUUAAAAAAAAAAAAACAAAACAACUAAAAAUAUCAAUUGGCUAAAAAAAUACUAAAACCAAAUUGACUUAAAAACGAUUGGCAUAAUGAAAGAAUCAGGCACCCCCCUUCCCUCUCUUCCCCAGGGACCUCGAGUCAGAUUGGCCGCGGCUCGGGCCCCUGACCGACCAGGAGAGAGGAAGGGACCCCAGAUCUGCAGGCAGGCACGUCCUUGCUCUACAGCCAGCUCCGGCCCUCCACAGGGAGAAUUGGCCAUCCUACGACAGCAUAGCCCCUUCGCUCUGUUUUCCAUCCUCGAAAAUCACCAUGGAGCUGGUUGGGGGUUCCCAGUAAGACCGAAGGAGGGGAGAACAGAACAUGAAAACCAAAAUUUGUGAAAAUAAGCUUUAAUUGGCCCAAACCCCCAUGCACCCUAAAGUCAAUCCUCCCCAAACCUACACACCCCAAAUUCUCACAUCUCAGUCCCCCCCUCUAAAAAACAGGCAUCCUGCAGACACCCCCCUACAUGCACCCACACUCACACAUGCACAGCCCUCACACACUCUCAUGUACAUGCACACAUACACACACACUCUCGUGCACACACAGCCCCUCACGCACACACACCCUCACAUGCACACACGCACACAGAUGAGUGAACUCAGCACGGUGCAGGUCGGACCACGUUCUGCCUUGGCCCCUUCUCUAAGCCGUUUGGUGAUGAGGUUUUCAUGGGCUGCUCUCCCCUCUGGACCCCUGGGAUGCACUCUUGGGGUGGGAGAGGGUGUGUCCCAGGCCCAGGUGGGCGACCCCUCUGUCUGAGAUGACGGAGGCGCCUUUGCCCACGACCCCCGUGGUGUGAGCCCCGAAGCCCCCGGGCCCCAUCGGCAUCCGUGCCCCCUACCACCGUGUGGCGAAAGGCACGGGUUUGGUGGGACUGGAGGUGGCUGUAGCUGAACGAGACGUGCCUUACAAAGUAGCCUGACCCCCUCGGUGUGCUCCGGUGAGAAAGACCUGGGGACCCCCCAGCACACCUAGGGACCAUCUUUGCGGGUCCUCUGGGGGCCCCUCUCAGAAAUGGGGGCUCCCAGGAGGCCGGCGAGGAUGGUGGGGAGUGUGGGAAGUCUGGCGGUUGGAGGGGCGGGUGGGGGGGCAGUGGGGGCUGGGUGGGGGGACGCUCUGGAGCAGGAAGUGGUCCUGCGGGGUUCGGAGUAGCGGAGUCAGGAGUGACGAGGAGAUUUGCAGAAUUACCGAUUGAAUUAGGAGCCCAAAUUGACGCCAACUGGUCUGUUACCCCCCUUUAAUUGGUUUCUCCUGGGGCUUUUUUCCUUUUUUUUUUUUUUUUUUGACCCCUCCUUAGCUUUUUACGCGCUCACACACCAAAUUAAUCUUACUCCCCGUCCCACGUAACAGGGGGGCAGUGACCAAGCAACGACGCACGAAGCCACCACCACCACCUCUGCGGCUGAGCCGCACGUCCUGCUCCCCGCCAUUUAGCGCCCCGAUUCGGUUUUUGUUUUAAUCUGUCCCUGUCGCUUGGGUUGAGUGGAGAGAGUGGGCCUCCGUGGGGCGCUGGCCACUGUGCCCCGCGGAGAAGCCGGAGGGGAAGGGAGCGGGCCGCUGCCCGGCCUGGCCUCUGGGGACGGUGGCUGGUCCCCUGAGGUCCUGAGGGGUGGAGGAGGGGCAGGGAGGUGUCUCCUCGGUGUCAGGAAGGUGCUCGGAGGCCACCAGGAAGAGGGGGCCCCUGGCUGGCUCAGGCCGGCUGGGGGGGAAGGGGUUGCAGGUGUGUGAGUCGAGGGGCUCCAUCAGGCUGGAGCAGGUGGCCGCCUUCCUUGCACUUGGGGAGCCCUCCCCCCACCCCUCGGUGACACCUUGCCCACCUCCUCAGCGCCCUGUCUUGUCCCCAGGAGGCUCCGAGCUCUGCAGGGCAUCCUAGGGGCCAGGCAGGGUGAGGUCGGGGAGCUGGGGAGGUCAGGAGGGUGCAGGCCCCGCAGAGCAGGAGAGCAGGCGGAAAGGUCCAUCAGCCGGGGUCGCUUGGGCCCCGAGGCCCGCGGGUCUGGUGAUACCGAAGCAGCCACCACCUCGGUGCCUAGGGCUGUGGCAGGGACCCGGGCGGCUGGGAGGCUUACCUCACCCCCGCUUCUGCCCCCAGUGCAGCCCCCCUGCACGACAGCCCGACUAGCAUUCUAGAGGCCCGAGGCUUCUGGGCCCUGGCGACGGGGCUGGCAUGACCCUGGGGGCGGUCCGUGCCAGUCCGCUCGAGGCACAGAGGGCCCUUUGGCAGGCGUCCGGGGACUGGGCCAUUCGGACCAUUGGACAGAAACCCCAAGAGCCAAAUUGUCGUAACUGGGACCCAGAUUGGCCUGAGAUCCAAAAAGACGCGGAGGCACCCUAAAUUGUCUGCCCGUCCUACCGGACGCCCAGCCCACCCAGUGUUACAUUCUGCCUCCUUUGGGAUGGGUGCUCCGGGACGUCUGCCAACGCUCCUCUGUGUCCCCCUGUGAGCAGCUCUCCGAGGGUCCUCAGCCAUCCUGACCCGGGCCCCCCUCUGACCUCCUGAGCCCCUGCUUGUGGCUGUCCAUCUUUUCUCCCCCCCUCAACUGUCUUCAGCAGGACCCCCUCUUGGGUCCCCCCCUGUGCCAUCACCUGAAGACCCCCACGUGCCGAGCACCGAAUGUCAUCUCGCCCACUGCCCUGGUCCAUCUGGCAGUGGCUGGUGCGGGCCUCCACUUGCCCCCUUUAACAUGCUGAUAUUUCUGGCAAAACUCAUUGCUUGGGUUUUGUCUUUAACGUUUACUGCUUGCAAUCCCAAUAAAGCAUUCAAAUUUA